Hippoglossus stenolepis (Pacific halibut) is the source of this 7309-nucleotide messenger RNA. It is a transcript of the gene cacna1fa, whose product is annotated as calcium channel, voltage-dependent, L type, alpha 1F subunit a. The record is from RefSeq and is a predicted model, not a curated record. Gene Ontology annotation, molecular function: high voltage-gated calcium channel activity. The coding region runs from base 366 to 6656 and encodes 2096 amino acids. Gene Ontology annotation, biological process: calcium ion import across plasma membrane. The transcript has 46 exons. Lineage: Eukaryota; Metazoa; Chordata; Actinopteri; Pleuronectiformes; Pleuronectidae. Gene Ontology annotation, cellular component: voltage-gated calcium channel complex; membrane.
GCGUCUAAUCCUGACGGCUGACCACCGAGGGUAUGGGGACGCGUUUGUUUUAAUAUUCCUCCCAUUUGUUUUUCUAUGUAGAUUAAAACAAACACAAGAAGCAAUCGCAGUUUUUUAUUUAUUUUACACACGGUGAGAAAUUAGCAGCAAGCGGCUUUAAUUGGAUUCCCAGGCUCCAGACUGAGCUGCACCAUGUGGAUAUGAGGCUGCUGCGUUUCCAACUCCUGGGAACUUCUCCUUCUCUUUUUUGGGGGGGUGGUGGUGGGGCAGGUUUUUUAUAUCUAUGAUCCAGUGCGCAUCGCAGAUCCCCUGAGGAGUUGAUGGUGCAGAUUUCGGAAGUGAAUUCGUGGUGUUGAACUGCGGACAUGGAGGGGGCAAAGAAAGAUGCCCCCCCGGGGGAGAAUGGAGGCAAGACGGACACCCUCGGGUCCACUGGCUCGUCCAGGAAAAGAGGUGGGGGGGCCAAGAAGGCCAUGCAGGCGAACAAGUCUGCCCUCAGGGCCCCCCGAGCCCUCUGCUGCCUCACCCUCAGCAACCCCAUCCGCAUGGCAGCGCUGGCACUGGUGGAGUGGAAGCCCUUCGAUAUUUUCAUUCUACUCGCCAUUUUUGCCAACUGUGUGGCCAUGGGCGUGACCAAGCCGUACCCAGAUGACGACUCCAACGCCACCAAUCACCAACUGGAACAAGUGGAGUACGUCUUCCUCGUCAUCUUCACCAUCGAGACCUUCACUAAAAUCCUUGCCUACGGUUUAGUCAUGCACCCCAGCGCUUACAUACGCAGCGGAUGGAACUUGCUUGAUUUCGUUAUCGUCAUCGUCGGGUUGUUCAGUGUGAUGGCGGAGGCCAUGACGGAUCAUAAGCCAGGAGAGGCUCAUCACGCCGCGGGGAAACCUGGAGGCCUGGAUGUCAAAGCGCUCAGAGCGUUCAGGGUGCUGCGACCGCUUCGACUCGUAUCGGGAGUACCAAGUUUACAGAUUGUGUUGAACUCCAUCAUGAAAGCCAUGGUCCCCCUUCUCCACAUCGGUAUGCUGGUCAUGUUCGUCAUCAUCAUCUACGCCAUCAUCGGCUUGGAGCUCUUCAUCGGCCGGAUGCACAAGACGUGUUACUCCAUCGGCUCAGGCCUCAUGGUGGAGGACGACCCGUCACCUUGUGCGUUUGCCGGCAGCGGACGCUUUUGUUUCGGCAACGCGACCGAGUGCAGGGGCAAGUGGGAAGGUCCCAACGGCGGGAUCACAAACUUCGACAAUAUUUUCUUUGCCAUUCUGACUGUUUUCCAGUGCAUCACUAUGGAGGGCUGGACAGAUGUGCUCUACUGGAUGAACGACGCCAUUGGUUUCGAGAUUCCAUGGAUCUACUUUGUUUCUCUCGUCAUCUUUGGAUCCUUCUUCAUCAUCAACCUUGUAUUGGGUGUGUUGAGCGGAGAGUUCUCCAAGGAAAGAGAAAAGGCGGUGGCGCGUGGCGAGCUGCAGAAGGCGCAGGAGAGCAAACAGUUGGAGGAGGACAUGAUCGGCUACAUGGACUGGCUCAUCGAGGCGGAGGACGUGGAUGAGGAAGGAAACAAACGUGCUGCGAUCGCAAAGAAAAAGAUGAUGAAGAAGUUUGGCUGGUACAAACACAAUGAGGACGGCGGAGCGGAGUCCGACUCUGAUGACGACAUCGCGUACCUCGAUGAUGACAACGGCUUCUGCGCUUCUCUCAUGGCAAAGAUGAUGGCCAACAGCUUCUGUGACCAGUUGUGCCAGCUGAAUCACACCAUGAGGAAGAAUUGCAGAGUGGCUGUUAAGACCACAAACUUCUACUGGCUGGUGCUGCUGCUGGUGUUUCUCAACACGAUGGCCAGUGCCUCGGAGCAUUACGGACAACCGAAGUGGCUCACAGAGAUGCAAGAGCGAGCCAACAAGGUCCUGCUGCUGCUCUUCACCCUGGAGAUGCUGCUGAAGAUGUACGCCUUCGGCCUGCAGAUCUAUUUCAUGGCGCUGUUCAACCGCUUCGAUUGCUUCGUGGUGUGCGGCGGCAUCCUGGAGACGCUGCUCGUCGAGUUGGAGGCUAUCCCCCCCAUCGGCAUCUCCGUGCUGCGCUGCAUCCGUCUGCUCAGGAUAUUCAAGAUGACACGGCACUGGGCUGCUCUGUCCGACCUCGUCAAUUCACUGCUCAACUCCAUGAAGGCUAUCUGCUCCCUUCUCCUGCUGCUCUUCCUCUUCCUCAUCAUCUUCGCUCUGCUCGGCAUGCAGCUGUUUGGAGGCAAAUUCAACUUUGACGAGAUGCAGAUGAAGAGAAGUACAUUCGACUCCUUCCCUCAGGCUCUGCUCACUUGUUUCCAGAUUCUCACAGGAGAGGACUGGAAUGCUGUGAUGUACGACGGCAUCAUGGCCUACGGGGGUCCCAUCUUCCCCAACAUGGUGGUGUGCAUGUACUUUGUCAUCCUCUUCGUGUGUGGUAACUACAUCCUGCUGAACGUCUUCUUGGCUAUCGCUGUGGACAACUUGGCCGGAGGCGGAGGAAAGACGAAAGUGGAAGAGAAAAAGGACGACGAAGAAGAGUGGGAUGAGGAUGAAGAGAAAGAAGAUGAAGAUGCCGGGAACGAUGAGGACGACUGGCAGGAGAACGAGGAGCUGAGAGCCAUCGAGGGACUCGAGGGCGUGGCUCCUUUAAAGGCAGACUUCUCGCCUAAAGAGAAGAUCGUACCAAUUCCUGAUGGGAGCUCCUUCUUCAUUCUUGGAAAGAAAAACUGUUUGCGAGUCGCCUGCCACAACCUCAUCCAUCAUCCCUACUUCACCAACUUGAUCCUCAUCUUCAUCAUCUUCAGCAGUAUUUCCCUGGCUGCUGAGGAUCCAAUCAAAUCCCACUCAUUCAGAAACAUAGUGAGAACAAAGCACAUCGAAGCCUCGCUGGCAUUUUUCAUGCAAACUUUCAAACCUCACACUGGUUCCUCUUCUCCUCAGGUGCUUGGUUACGCCGAUUAUGUGUUCACAUCAGUUUUCACGGUGGAGAUCGUCCUGAAGAUGACGGUCUACGGAGCUUUUCUGCACAGCGGCUCCUUCUGUAGAAAUGCCUUCAAUCUCCUGGACCUACUGGUCGUCGGUGUGUCGCUCGCGUCCUUCUUUCUGCAUUCAAGUGCGAUCUCGGUGGUGAAGAUUCUCCGAGUGUUGCGUGUGCUCAGGCCUCUUCGAGCCAUCAACAGAGCCAAGGGGCUAAAGAAUGUGGUGCAGUGUGUGUUCGUGGCGAUCCGCACCAUCGGUAACAUCCUGAUUGUCACAACCCUGCUCCAGUUCAUGUUUGCAUGUAUCGGAGUGCAGCUCUUCAAGGGCAGAUUCUACAGCUGCACAGAUGAAGCCAAACACACUCCAGACGAGUGCAAAGGAACGUUUGUUGUCUUUAAAGACGGGGACAUGAACCACCCCAUGGUGAGAGAGAGGAUCUGGGAGAACAGCGAGUUCAACUUCGACAACGUGCUGAUGGGCAUGCUGGCUCUAUUCACCGUGUCGACAUUCGAAGGCUGGCCGCAACUCCUCUAUCGGGCGGUGGAUGCCAACGCGAUCAACCGUGGACCCAUCUACAACUACCGAGUGGAGAUCUCCAUCUUCUUCAUCAUCUACAUCAUCAUCAUCGCCUUCUUCAUGAUGAACAUCUUCGUGGGUUUCGUCAUCAUCACGUUUCGAGAACAGGGAGAGGCGGAGUUUAAAAACUGCGAACUCAACAAAAAUCAACGUCAGUGUGUGUACUACGCCCUCAAAGCUCAACCUAUAAAGAUUUACAUCCCCAAAAACCCCUCCCAGCUCAAAUUCUGGAGAAUAAUCAACUCCAGUCAAUUUGAAUACAUCAUGUUUGCGCUGAUUCUGGGAAACACGCUCACUCUGGCUGUUCAGCAUUACGAGCAGUCUAAAAUGUUCACCUCCGUCAUGGACAUCCUCAACAUGAUCUUCACUGUGGUUUUCACCAUAGAGAUGAUCAUCAAGCUACUGGCUCUGCGGGCUCACCAUUAUUUCAUCGACCCCUGGAACUCGUUCGAUGCUUUGAUCGUCGUGGGGAGUGUGUUGGACAUCGCGGUCUCGGAGCUUAGUGGAGGAGGCGGCCAUGGCGAGGGCAGUAAAGGAGAAAGUGGAAAAGUGUCCAUCACGUUCUUCCGAUUGUUCCGAGUCUUGCGUUUGGUCAAACUUCUCAGCAAAGGAGAAGGUAUCCGAACUCUUCUGUGGACGUUUGUCAAGUCGCUCCAGGCUCUGCCUUACGUUGGUCUGCUCAUCGCGAUGAUCUUUUUCAUCUAUGCUGUAAUUGGCAUGCAGACGUUUGGGAAAGUGGCCAUAGACGACGACACACACAUCAACAGGAACUGCAACUUUCAGACUUUCUUCAUGGCCGUUCUGGUGCUUUUCAGAUGUGCCACUGGAGAACAGUGGCAGGAGAUCAUGUUGGCAGCUCUGCCCGGCAGACGCUGUGACCCAGAGUCCGACACCGAGCCUGGCGAAGAGUUCACCUGCGGCAGCAACUUGGCCUACAUCUACUUCAUCAGCUUCUUCAUGCUCUGUGCUUACCUGAUCAUCAACUUGUUCAUCGCCGUCAUCAUGGACAACUUUGAAUACCUGACACGAGACUGGACCGUGCUCGGGACUCACCACCUGGACGAGUUCAAGAGAGUUUGGUCCGACUACGACCCAGAGGCCAUAGGUCGUAUAAAACACAUCGACGUGGUCACUAUGCUGCGAAGGAUUCAGCCGCCGCUCGGUUUUGGAAAACUAUGUCCUCAUCGAGUUGCUUGUAAAAGACUCGUGGCUAUGAACGUCCCGCUACACCACGAUGGGACGGUCACCUUCAGUGCGACUCUGUUUGCCCUCGUGCGAACCUCACUGAAGAUCAAGACUGAAGGCCCCAUCGACCAACAGAACGAGGAGCUGAAGGUGAUCAUUAAGAAGCUGUGGAAGCGAACCAAGCCCAAGCUCAUCGAUGAAGUCAUUCCUCCCCCUAGAGGGGACGAGGUGACUUGUGGGAAGUUUUACGCCAGCUUCUUGAUUCAGGACUAUUUCAAAAAGUUCCGCAAGAGAAAGGAGAGGGAGAGGAAAUCCAAGAGGAAGGACAGGGCGGCUUUUCUUCAGCAAGGGCUGCGGACGCUGCAGGACCUGGCUCCAGAGAUGCGUUUGGCGAUGGCCUGUGACCUGGAGGAAGAGGAGGGCGUAGACGGAGAGAUAUUUGACAGCGAGCAUGGAACCUCCGUGAGCACCACGCCCGCCAGCACGCCGAUGCCCCCCAUAGAGACUCUGGUGGAGCAGAUGACCGUGGUAGUCGAACCAGAGCCCAGGAAAACCAACGGGGGCGUGAUCACAGAGCAGGUGACGGCCCUGCAGGAGCACCAGAGGCCGGGGUCCGAGCUGGGGGGUGUUGAAGUCGUGACGGAGCAGCCUGUGAGGUCCGAGUGCCCGCCCAUCAGGGUGGAUACCCUCAGCGAGUUGCCUCCCCCACCUCCUCCUCCUCCUCCACCUCCUCCUCCUCCUCCUCCGCCUGAGACGUCAGGGGGAGCAGAGGUUGUCGCUGAAGAACCGGUUGUGGUAGAUACGACUCAAGUAUCUGAGCAGGUUUAUAAUAUUGAAGGCGAUGCUGCACUUUUAGCAUCAGAAGACAGGUACGUGUAUCCAGAACCGGUCGCUCCUGUACCGCCGGAGACCGACUACAAUGCACAGAGCUUGAAGGAAGCCAGCAGCGUAGGAGAGAUUCCUUAUGACACCCAAGAUGCUAAUGGCUUCAUCAGCAACGAUUACAGCACCGCCAACAUGAAUGGAGGGAGCGUCGCAGUCAGCCCGACUCCCUACACCCCAAAUGGGUACAACGGGAACGGAUACUCCAGCUACAAUGAGAACGGAAGCGUCAUCAGCAUCAAUGGAAAUGGAAGCACGUUGAACGGCGGCGAUGAAAACGGCAGCUCACUGACGAGCUACAAUGGGAACAAUGGCUACAGUGGAAAUGAGAGCAGAGGCGCCCAGUUUAUUAGGCGAAGGCUACUUCCUAACAUCCCCAAAGGUCGUACGCCUGCCUUUAACCUGCAGUGUCUGAGGCCUCAGAGCAGCCAGGAUGACCUCCCCAUCCCAGGAACCUAUCGUGGAAACACAUCCCAAUCCAGGUCCCGUCCACAGACCCAGCAAAGCAUCGAGCCCCGGCCCGGCAGCGUGUCCUCGAUGUCUACGGCCUCCUGGGUAAACACAACGGCAGCUGGCGCUGCUCCUGUCCCGGGAAUAAUCCCACCCUCGGGGCGCAGGGGCAAGCUCAUCUACUCUCCUAUGAUGCUGGUGGACGAAGCCACCGGCAGCAGUCAGCCGAUGUGGAGCGACGGCUCUGCCAGCCUCCCCGCAGGAAGCCAGCCCGGCUGGCACCCCGGACAGACGAGGACCUACACCAGCAUGAGGAUGCCGCCGGUCAAUCAGGGCUACGUGAACAAAGGCAGUGCCGACAGUCUGGUUGAGUCGAUCCUGAUCUCCGAGGGUCUCGGCGUCUACGCCAGGGACCCCAAGUUCGUGACCUUCGCCAAGAGGGAGAUCGCUGAAGCCUGCAACAUGAGCAUGGACGACAUGGAGAACGCUGCCACCGACCUGAUAGCUCGCGGCGCCAGUCAGUCCCUCUCUCGUUUCGAGGAGGAGCUGGCCGAUGAAAUGAACUGUGUGAUUUCUUACUGAGGUCAGAGAACUGUGUGAGAAAGUGAAGUACGAAGUUCUACAGAAGAAAAAAGGAGCGCGAGAGUCUUUUUUUUUUUUAAAUGAGGUGUGUGUUUAUAUCUUCUGUGGAGAAAAAAAAAGAAAUGAUGUGAUGGAGACAUGAAGUUUGUUGUCUCGUGACUGAAAUGCUUUUGUUUGUGGAUGCCAAAACACAAAUGCACUUAUUUUAAGAACACGUCAGUAUGUGGCAGGACGCGAGCGGGUUUCCAGGGAACGCUAGGACCGCGUCUGGCAGAAGAACCUGCUGAAGAUGACAGCAAACAGUUGCUCUUAGCUUUAUGACAAAGGACCAUUUUACAUUGUAAUUCCCUUUUGUACUGUACGUGAAUUGUUGACACUUUGUUCAAGUGUGUAGUUGCAAUCAUGGCACAAGCACACAUAGACUUAAAAUAUGUUAAACUAUUAGAUCAAUAACACUCGUAUACUUACACAGAUGAGGAGAUCCAGUUCACGAGUGCCCAGCAGCAUUCACUAAUUUAGAGAAAUAUUUAAAUAUAUUAUAUUUAAUAUCCUCUAAGAUGAAACACGCAUUAGCAAAAAAUGUAUGAAUAUUUCUUUUUUGGUCAUGUUGGGGGGUUGUAUCCAUUGUGCACAAAUAAAAACAAGUUUUCUCA